ACUUUUUUAUACUGCUCUUCUGAUAGUGGAACCACAGUGAGGCUCUUUUGUUUGGUAUUGAAAUUUAGGAGAGCUUGUGAAGUUUAUGGUUCUUGAAUUGGUGGAUCCUUCUGGAGAUGGCUAUCCAACCAAGAUUGCCGCUUAUUACCUAUUCAUCAGAAAUUGUUGAUGGAGAACCGAUCUACAUUUCAUCAAAUUGUCUUCCUGUCAAGGUUGCACACUUUGAACCUGCAGGGCUUUCUUUCCAUUUGGCUGCACUUAAGCUUCUUGGUUUAGGUGAGGAAGAAGAUGCAAAUGUUGAAGAUCAGAAUGUGCCAAGUGACAAGGGGCAAACUUACAUGCAAUACUCGGACUCAUAUAGCAGUAAGGGUAAAAAGAAAUCUGGUGCUGGAGGAAAGCAACAAGACCAUUAUGCUUUGCUUGGUUUGGGGCAUUUACGAUUUCUAGCCACCGAGGAACAAAUAAGAAAGAGCUACAGGGAGACUGCUUUAAAGUAUCAUCCUGACAAACAGGCAGCCCUCCUUCUUGCGGAGGAAACUGAAGCUGCAAGGCAAGCGAAGAAGGACGAAAUAGAAAACCAUUUCAAAGCCAUUCAAGAAGCUUAUGAGGUCCUGAUUGAUCCUGUGAAGAGAAGGAUAUAUGACUCCACUGAUGAAUUUGAUGAUGAAAUUCCUACUGAUUGUGUCCCACAGGAUUUUUUCAAGGUAUUUGGUCCAGCUUUCAUGAGGAAUGGGAGAUGGUCAGUUAACCAACCAGUGCCAUCUUUAGGUGAUGAGAAUACCGCAAUGGAAGAAGUUGAUAGUUUCUACAAUUUUUGGUACAGCUUUAAAAGCUGGAGAGAGUUUCCACACGCUGAUGAAUUUGAUCUAGAGCAAGCUGAAUCUCGUGAUCAUAAGAGAUGGAUGGAGAGGCAGAAUUCAAAACUAAGGGAGAAGGCAAGGAAGGAGGAAUAUGCACGGGUACGCACUCUUGUUGACAAUGCCUAUAAAAGGGACCCAAGAAUACUCAAAAGAAAAGAAGAAGAGAAGGCAGAGAAGCAAAGGAAGAAGGAGGCCAAGUAUCUGGCUAGGAGGUUGCAGGAAGAAGAGGCAGCUAAGAUUGCUGAAGAGGAAAAACGUCGAAAAGAAGAGGAGGAGAGGCUGGCUGCAGAAGCUGCUUUAAACCAGAAGAAAGUGAAAGAGAAAGAGAAGAAGCUCUUGCGCAAAGAACGGACUCGUUUGAGGACACUCUCAGCGCCCAUUGUUUCCAAACGUUUGCUAGACCUCACAGAGGAUGAUGUUGGGAGUCUGUGUAUGUCAUUUGAAACUGAACAACUGAGGGGUCUAUGUGAUAAGUUGGAGCAUAAAGAAGGGAUUGAACAGGCCAGAAUUCUCAAAGAUGCACUGCGAUUGAGUAGUAACUUGGAGGAAGCAAAACAAACAGAGAGGAACACACAACAGAAUGGUUCACUGGUGGUUAAUGGAAAUGGGGACAGCAUGCAGUCAUUGAACAACUAUGAGAAAAAAGAAAAACCUUGGGGCAGAGAAGAGAUUGAGCUAUUGAGGAAAGGGAUGCAGAAAUAUCCCAAAGGUACAUCCCGGAGGUGGGAGGUUAUUUCUGAGUACAUUGGCACAGGGAGGUCAGUAGAAGAGAUUCUAAAGGCAACAAAGACGGUUCUUUUACAGAAACCUGACUCUGCUAAAGCAUUUGAUUCGUUCCUAGAGAAGAGAAAGCCUGCACAAGCCAUUGCAUCUCCACUUACAACAAGACAGGAAUCAGAGGGGUUAACAACUGCUGCAGACAUUCCUGGAAGCAAUGCUUCUAAGGUAGUUAGUGCAAAUCAGUCUUCAAGCAGUUCUUCAGGCUACCGGAAUACUGAAGGAGUGGUAACUGUAAAUGGGGUAUCUUCGAGUGCAGAGCAAGAUGUGUGGUCUGCUGUUCAAGAAAGAGCACUUAUUCAGGCUUUAAAAACCUUCCCAAAGGAUACUGCCCAGCGUUGGGAGCGAGUUGCUGCUGCAGUUCCUGGGAAAACUGUGAACCAGUGCAAGAAGAAGUUUGCAUUGCUGAAGGAGAACUUCAGAAGCAAGAAAAAUGCAGAUUAGUUGGUUGGUUUAUAUCUGUUAAAGUGCAGUGAAGCUGAUGCCAGCUUUAACGGAACUUCAUUAGUAAUAUCUAGACAAAUGCUUUUACUUUUGAAGAGGAAAUUGCCUCAGGGGCCAAGGAACUUUUUUCCCCAAAACGGAUUUGUUAUCAUAAAUAUGGGUUGAAAAUAUGCAUUUAAUAUUCUUGAAAGAGGGAGCUUUUGAGAUGGAUAGAUUGCUAAGAGAUUGUCCACACAAUCCAAUGUCAAAGGAGAGAAAAGGAUAGUACUUGAGUUACAUUGAUGACUUUAAAAGCUGACCAGUUAGGUAGAAGAGUGCACCACCACUUGACUCCUUUCUAGACCAACAUCUGCAUGUAUUGGCAGCUAUUUUCUGGAUCAUUUUGUAUCUCUUAAAAAUUCGUGAUGCUUUUCUGAUAUGAAUUUGGAUAUGUUUAUUCUAUUACAGUGAACUUUUCUUUAUCAUUAUUUAUUGUGGAGACAUUACCCAUGUCAAUGAAUUGGUCAUUCUUUUAGUA
Molecule: messenger RNA, 2598 nt
Organism: Nelumbo nucifera (sacred lotus)
Lineage: Eukaryota; Viridiplantae; Streptophyta; Magnoliopsida; Proteales; Nelumbonaceae
Source: RefSeq, a predicted model, not a curated record